UUGGCCUCCCAACAGACACUUAAACACAGCCGAGCGUUUGGAUGAGUAAUCAGUCCGGUUCGCCUGACUCGGCAUGGAUCUGUUGUGAGUGGCGCUUUUCUUCCCUUCCCCUCCACAUGAGCUGCUGCUGGAUGCUACUCGCCCUCCCCCCGCCGCACUUGUUGCGUAAAAACUGGAUGCGCCACUGAGUCCUUGGAGAGGAGAGGCAGGGACGGACUGCAACAGGUGCACACAGAGAGUCUUCCCCCCAAAAAGACUGCACCGUAGGUAGGGAUAUUAUGCAUCAUUUGGCAAUUUAAUAGGUUGUUUGUUUAGGCAUAUUUUGACCAGAUAAAUUAAUCCGUUGUGAUUUUUAGUGAUUUUUUUAAAACAGUUUUUCUUUCCUUUUUUUCACUUCACUGACUUCAAGAUAAAACAAAACUUUAAAUGCCGAUUUGAAGAUCCUUUGGCCAUCUUCAUCGCUCACCGCGUGCACAAAGCCAGGAUGCCGGUUCUGACAAGCCCCGACAUUGCCAAUAAGUUUAAGGAGAAAUGGCUGGCGGUGUACCCGGAGGAUCAGGUCACCGGGUCCGACUCUACGCCCCUGGACGACAGCCUCACCAGCCUCCACUGGCUCCAGAAUUUCUCCAUCCUCAACGCGGACCCGGAGCGACCCAACGGAUCUGGACCCGGCUGUCAUUUCUCCCAGCAGAACCUGUAUCUGAAGCGGCUCGGCUUUCCCAGGGGCGGCUCCGACUCUCCGUCCAGCCCGCCGGCCGGGGACACCGCCGCCACCGGGAUGCCUCUGUACCUCGGGAGCCCCGUUACCUCUGGCAGCGACUGCACCGCGGUGCCGCGGUUCGCCGAUUGCGCGCACCCAGGGAACAACUACCCACAGAUCCCCAUCCAGGCCAGCCCGCCCGUGGAGGUCGAUUACAAAACCAACCCUAAAGUCAAACCGCCCUAUUCCUACGCUUCUCUCAUCUGCAUGGCCAUGCAGGCCAGCAAACAGCCCAAAGUGACUCUGUCUACCAUCUAUAACUGGAUAACGGAGAAUUUCUGCUACUACAAACAUGCGGAGCCCAGCUGGCAGAACUCGAUUCGUCACAACCUGUCCCUCAACAAGUGUUUCAAGAAGGUCCCCAGACAGAAAGACGAGCCAGGGAAGGGGGGCUUCUGGCAGAUUGAUCCACAGUAUGCAGAUAUGUUUGUCAAUGGCAUCUUCAAACGCAGGAGGAUUUCUGCCAACAACUACAACAACAGCAGCAGCAUCGCCCACAAACUGGUUCAGGGUUACCACAGCACACAAAAUGGCUGCCCUUACCAAGGGGUUGGCGGGAAACGGAAGCAGUCGCCCUCCAAGAACAAUAGCAAGGCGAUGAGGGCGACCGAGUCACCUCUUUUAGGUACAGAGGCCCACAAAGCAGACAUCCUGCGGGGGGACUUUGACCUGGCGUCAGUGUUCGACGACGUUCUCAGCGGGAACUGUAGCACCUUCGAGGAUUUGGACAUCAACACGGCGCUGAGCUCCCUGGGAUGCGAGAUGGAGGUUUCCAUGCAGGGGAGGCAGCAUUCGGGGGCGGGGCUGGGGAGGUGGUGCGGCGGCGGGGACGUCACGGGUCAGAGCCAGCACCUGAACCACCUCCAAUCCUACGGUUACAUGGAGUUGAGCGUCGCUUCCAUGGAUUGCACGGCCAACAUGGGAGAGCUCCAUGUGCCGCAGCAGCAGCAUCCGCUGCAGCAGGAGCAGCAGCAGCUGGACCAGGAUCAGCUGCUCCAAAGUCAUCACCACCUGCCGCAGUUCGACGAGCCCUCCGCUCUGUUCCCGGAGCAGCCCGAGGAGGCGGUGCUGCAGCCCUGGGAGGAGAUCAAAGAGGAGGAGCAGGCGAUUCCUCUUACUCUGGAUCAGGGCUUCGGCCUGUGCGAGGGCUUCUUCACAGAGAUGCAGCCAUGGGAACGAGUGGAGGCUUAUCUGUGACCUUUGACCCUCAAACCUCAUUGACUCCUAAUUAUCUUCCCCCAAUGACCUGAACAUGUCUGAUUACUGGUCCAAUAUUACCACCAUGAGGAUACUUCUGCAUUCCCUCCGGUCAUUCUGCAGCA
Messenger RNA from Anarrhichthys ocellatus (wolf-eel), 2082 nucleotides. It is a transcript of the gene foxj1b, whose product is annotated as forkhead box J1b. Gene Ontology annotation, biological process: regulation of transcription by RNA polymerase II. Gene Ontology annotation, molecular function: RNA polymerase II cis-regulatory region sequence-specific DNA binding; DNA-binding transcription factor activity, RNA polymerase II-specific. Gene Ontology annotation, cellular component: nucleus. Lineage: Eukaryota; Metazoa; Chordata; Actinopteri; Perciformes; Anarhichadidae. The transcript is spliced from 2 exons. The record is from RefSeq and is a predicted model, not a curated record. Bases 485 to 1957 code for a protein of 490 amino acids.